UAGUGGGAAGCUCUGUGUGCGGUCGCGACUGCUGCUCCCGGGGCUGGGUCGCCCCCGGGCUCCCCUCAGCCACUUCACCAUGGCAGGCCCUGGCCCGGGCGCGGCGCUAGAGUCUCCGCGGCAGCUGCUGGGCCGAGUGCGCUUCUUGGCUGAGGCAGCGCGUAACCUCCGCGCCGGGCAGCCGCUGCCGGCGGCGUUGGCUUUCGUGCCGCGAGAGGUGCUCUACAAGCUUUACAAGGACCCGUCGGGACCGUCGCGCGUGUUGCUGCCGGUGUGGGAGGCGGAGGGCCUGGGGCUGCGUGUGGGCGCCGCGGGCCCGGCCUCCGGUACGGGCUCCGGACCCCUCCGCGCCGCCCGCGACAGCAUCGAGCUCCGGCGCGGAGCCUGUGUGCGCACCACGGGCGAGGAGCUGUGCAACGGCCACGGGCUCUGGGUGAAGCUAACCAAGGAGCAGCUGGCAGAGCACCUGGGCGACUGCGGUCUGAACGAAGGCUGGCUGCUGGUAUGCCGCCCGGCAGAAGGCGGGGCCCGCCUCGUACCCAUUGACACUCCCGACCACCUCCAGCGGCAGCAGCAGCUCUUCGGUGUGGACUACCGGCCGGUGCUCAGAUGGGAACAGGUGGUGGACCUGACUUACUCGCAUCGCCUGGGAUCGAGGCCUCAACCGGCAGAGGCAUACACAGAAGCUGUGCAAAGGCUACUCUAUGUGUCCCCGACAUGGACCUACGAAUGCGACGAGGACCUGAUCCACUUCUUGUAUGACCACCUGGGCAAGGAGGAUGAGAACCUGGGUAGCGUGAAGCAGUACGUGGAGAGCAUAGACGUUUCCUCCUACACGGAGGACUUCAAUGUCUCCUGCCUGACAGAUAGCAAUGCAGAUACCUACUGGGAGAGUGAUGGGUCUCAGUGCCAGCACUGGGUACGGCUUACUAUGAAGAAGGGCACCAUUGUCAAGAAGCUGCUACUCACUGUGGAUACCACUGAUGACAAUUUUAUGCCUAAGCGGGUGGUGGUCUAUGGGGGCGAAGGAGACAACCUGAAGAAGCUGAGUGACGUGAGCAUUGACGAGACCCUGAUUGGUGAUGUCUGUGUCCUGGAGGACAUGACCGUCCACCUCCCAAUCAUCGAGAUUCGCAUCGUCGAGUGUCGAGAUGACGGGAUUGAUGUUCGUCUUCGAGGAGUCAAGAUCAAGUCAUCUAGACAACGGGAACUAGGGUUGAAUGCAGACCUGUUCCAGCCAACCAGUCUGGUGCGGUAUCCACGCCUGGAAGGCACUGACCCAGAAGUACUAUACCGCAGAGCUGUCCUCCUGCAGAGAUUCAUCAAGAUUCUAGACAGUGUCCUGCACCACUUGGUACCUGCCUGGGACCACACACUGGGUACCUUCAGUGAAAUUAAGCAAGUGAAGCAGUUCCUGCUGCUUUCACGCCAGCGCCCUGGCCUGGUGGCUCAGUGCCUGCGUGACUCAGAGAGCAGCAAGCCCAGCUUCAUGCCACGCUUGUACAUCAACCGGCGCCUUGCCAUGGAACACCGUGCCUGUCCCUCUCGGGACCCUGCCUGCAAGAACGCGGUCUUUACCCAGGUUUAUGAAGGUCUCAAGCCUUCUGACAAGUAUGAAAAACCCCUGGACUACAGGUGGCCCAUGCGCUAUGACCAGUGGUGGGAGUGUAAAUUCAUUGCAGAAGGAAUCAUUGACCAAGGGGGUGGUUUCCGGGAUAGCCUGGCAGAUAUGUCAGAAGAGCUGUGCCCUAGCUCAGCCGACACCCCUGUGCCUCUGCCCUUCUUUGUGCGCACAGCCAACCAGGGCAAUGGCACUGGUGAGGCCCGGGACAUGUAUGUGCCCAACCCCUCCUGCCGAGACUUUGCCAAGUAUGAGUGGAUUGGACAGCUGAUGGGGGCUGCCCUCCGGGGUAAGGAGUUCCUGGUCCUGGCUCUGCCUGGUUUUGUGUGGAAGCAGCUCUCUGGAGAGGAGGUGAGCUGGAGCAAGGACUUCCCAGCUGUGGACUCUGUGCUGGUGAAGCUCCUGGAAGUGAUGGAAGGAAUGGACAAGGAGACAUUUGAGUUCAAGUUUGGGAAGGAGCUAACAUUCACCACUGUACUGAGUGACCAACAGGUGGUAGAGCUGAUCCCAGGGGGCACAGGCAUCGUAGUGGGAUAUGAGGACCGUUCUCGUUUCAUCCAACUGGUGCAGAAGGCACGGCUAGAGGAGAGCAAGGAGCAGGUGGCUGCCAUGCAGGCAGGUCUGCUGAAGGUGGUGCCACAGGCUGUGCUAGACUUAUUGACCUGGCAAGAGUUGGAGAAAAAGGUGUGUGGGGAUCCGGAGGUCACCGUGGAUGCUCUACGCAAGCUCACCCGGUUUGAGGACUUCGAGCCAUCUGACACACGGGUGCAGUAUUUCUGGGAGGCACUGAACAACUUCACCAACGAGGACCGGAGCCGCUUCCUGCGUUUUGUCACUGGCCGCAGCCGCCUACCAGCACGGAUCUACAUCUACCCCGACAAGCUGGGCUAUGAGACCACAGACGCGCUGCCUGAGUCUUCCACCUGCUCCAGCACUCUCUUCCUACCACACUAUGCCAGUGCCAAGGUGUGCGAGGAGAAGCUCCGAUACGCUGCCUACAACUGCGUGGCCAUCGACACUGACAUGAGCCCUUGGGAGGAGUGAGGCAGAGCUGGGAGCAGCUGCAGCUGGGCAAGACUGCGCCUGUGCCACUCAGCCUAGCCCCAGGCGAAGACACCAUCCCUGUGCCAUUUCGGGUCUGUGCUCCUGUUGUGAGGUGACAUGUUCAGAAAAACCCAGUGCCCCCGGCUUCUACAUGCUGUUGCAGUGGAAGUGGUGGGUUGACACUGGGCCCAGCCCCACAGACCCACAAGCCCUACUCGUGCUGGGGCUUACUUCCCCAGGUAUUUAGCCUCUGAGAGGGAAUCUUCCACAAGCCCAGCACAAGCUGCCAGGCCUGAGCUACUUGAAGGGGGCCAUCUAGCUCCCCACCCCUGGACUUUGCUUCCAUUUUUGGCUAUACCUUUUUUCUUCUUCUUUCUCUGUAGUUAGCUAUGACUCAAAACAAAACUAUGGAGGAUGGUGGAGGCUCUUUCCCAGUCAAGGAGCCAGGGAUGGAUAGAGUAAUGGUCAUCCUCCCUGGUCACUUGCCCCAAGAAUGAAGCAACAGCUGAGCACCCCUCCCUCACAUACUGGUCUUUUCUUCCUCUCCCUCUAUACGCAAGGUGUGAGCUCUGGCCUUUCUCCAGCUCAGUCUCAGCUGACAAAGUUCCACCGCCUUCCCUGGCUCAGAGCCCACAUCUGUUCAACAUUAAAUCUUUAAUACCACUACCACCCCAUACUCGUCACUUCUGUAUCACCUCCAGCCUGCUGUUUCACCCUCAAGAUUUUGCACAGGUUAAGGCCAGUUAUGUCCUCCCUGAAAUCUUCAAUAGCUCCCCUUUACCGAACUCUAAAAUAAAGCCUAGACGUUAAACCUCAUCCUAGGGCUCUGCAUGUCCCUGCCCCUCCAUCAUGGAGGCCCUGUCACUCCAUCAAAAGAAGGUCUUGCACAUGGGAAAGUCGAAUAAAUGGAUGAAUUCAUUCCUUCAGAA
Cynocephalus volans (Philippine flying lemur) is the source of this 3594-nucleotide messenger RNA. It is a transcript of the gene HECTD3, whose product is annotated as HECT domain E3 ubiquitin protein ligase 3. Lineage: Eukaryota; Metazoa; Chordata; Mammalia; Dermoptera; Cynocephalidae. The transcript is spliced from 21 exons. Gene Ontology annotation, biological process: proteasome-mediated ubiquitin-dependent protein catabolic process. The record is from RefSeq and is a predicted model, not a curated record. Gene Ontology annotation, molecular function: ubiquitin-protein transferase activity. Bases 80 to 2665 code for a protein of 861 amino acids.